AAUAUAUUUUAUAAGUUUAUUUAACACUACUUAGUAAAGUACAGUACAGUGGUACAUCCAUCUCUAUCAUACUCCUCACCUCAACGCCGAAAGCUCAGCUCGCAAUUCCACCUCCCUUUCACACUCAAACAUGGCCGAUGAAACCCUCCAAAUAUAUCCACCACCAGCCGCCACCCAGCUCCCCUCUUCCACCCCGGAGCUAACCGACUCACCACCUCCCCAAGAACCCGGUUCUGUUUCUGCACCGCCUCUCGCUUCACUGGCACUGGACCUGCAGAAACAAUCGCUCUCCCCCGCUCACUCUGAGACGCCACUCUCAGUUGAAGAAAAGCUCAAAGAAGCUGUUACUGUUAUAGAGAAAGACACCCCUUUAGAGCCACCGCCACCAGAACCACCGCUCGCCGAGGAGCAUCUCACCGUCGCCGCCACCGCCACAGAAAAAGACUCUGUUGCCACCCCAGUGUCUCAGCCACUGGCUGCUGCUUUGGCGGUGCCUCAAGAAUCUGAAUCUCCAAAAACCCAAUCGAAGCAAGUCAUAGAACCUGAAAAGGAGAAGCCAAUAGAAAAGAAGAAGGCCCCAGAAUCGUUUGCUUCUUUUAAAGAGGAAAGCAAUAAGGUCUCAGAUCUCUCACAUCUCGAACUGAAAGCAUUGGAAGAGUUCAAACAUUUAGUUCAAGAAGCUCUUAGUAAAGGCCUCUUUAGUGGGGCCUCGCCUUCAGAAGGUGCAAAUCUGCCGGAAGAAGUAUCCAUAUGGGGUGUGCCCUUGUUGAAAGACGAUAGGAGUGAUGUGAUUUUGCUUAAGUUUCUGCGAGCCCGUGAUUUUAAAGUCAAAGAUUCAUUUGCUAUGCUAAAGAGCACGAUAAAAUGGCGAAGGGAUUUUAAUGUUGAUGAGUUGUUGAAGGAAGAUUUAGGGGAUGAUCUUGAAAAGGUUGUCUUUAUGCACGGGCAGGACAAGGAGGGGCACCCGGUGUGCUACAAUGUGUAUGGGGAGUUUCAGAACAAAGAAUUGUAUGCCAAGACAUUUGGGGAUGAGGAGAAAAGAAUGAAGUUUCUGAGGUGGAGGAUUCAGUUUUUGGAGAGAAGUAUCAGGAAGCUGGAUUUUAGUCCUGGUGGGAUUAAUACUAUCUUUCAAGUUAGUGAUCUAAAAAAUUCACCAGGACCAGGGAAAAGGGAACUUCGAAUUGCUACUAAACAGGCAUUACAAAUUCUUCAGGAUAAUUACCCUGAAUUCGUCGCAAAGCAGGUGUUCAUCAAUGUUCCCUGGUGGUAUUUGGCCUUCUAUACGAUGAUCAGUCCCUUCCUGACUCAGCGGACCAAAAGCAAGUUUGUAUUCGCUGGGCCACCUAGGACUGCUGAAACCCUUUUCAAGUACAUAUCCCCAGAACAAGUACCAACUCAAUACGGUGGCCUUAGUGUAGAUUUUUGUGAAUGCAACCCAGAGUUUACUGUGGAUGAUCCAGCCACAGAGAUCACUAUUAAGCCUGCAACUAAGCAAACGGUUGAAAUUAUUGUGAAUGAGCUUUGUGAGAAUGAGAAGUGCACUCUAGUAUGGGAGCUUCGCGUAGUGGGCUGGGAAGUGAGCUACAGCGCCGAAUAUGUACCAAAUGCUGAACGUGGUUACACUGUGAUCAUACAAAAGACUAGGAAGAUGCUUCCAACUGAUGAGCCAGUUGUGUCCAGCAGUUUCAAUGUUACCGAGCUGGGUAAGAUAUUACUCACAAUUGACAAUCCCAGCGCCAAGAAGAAAAAGCUACUGUACCGGUUCAAGGUUUUGCCAUAUAAAGACUAAUGUGGCAAGUUUGUGAAGCUCUAGAGUCGGGUAAACAUGGAGAGAUUCUGCAACUUGCGUUAUGGAAUUCUCCAUACUAUUUCCGGAUCCCCCAUCUCCUGAGCUAGAGGUUUGGUCUUUCACCUUGAUUUCUUUGUCUGUUUGAUAUUUUUGUGUAUUUGGGUCUUAGUUGGUGAUAGGAUUCUUGUUACUUGUGGGUCCUAGUUGGUGAUAGGUUUCUUGUUAUGUGUGGAGGCUGGUAAAUAUGGUAAGAGGGAUGUAGUUGCACUAUCAUCGAACUCUUAUCCUUUUUAUGUUGUUGGUUUAUAUUGUAUAUUUCUGUUUUA
Sesamum indicum (sesame) is the source of this 2115-nucleotide messenger RNA. RefSeq names its product patellin-3. Lineage: Eukaryota; Viridiplantae; Streptophyta; Magnoliopsida; Lamiales; Pedaliaceae. The record is from RefSeq and is a predicted model, not a curated record. Gene Ontology annotation, molecular function: lipid binding.